AUGGGUUCUCCAUUUUCAUCAAACAAAUUCGCCGGCUCCGGCAAACUCCUCCUAAUAUUAGGGUUCACCUCUUAUCUCACCUUCUUCACCCUUCAAAACCACUACCCACCGUCCGAUUUCAUUUCUUAUCUCAAGAAAACUUCUUCUUCUCUAAUAUCGCCGCCGGCGAUUAACGACAACUCCCGGACGAAUCUCAGCCACCUAGUUUUCGGGCUCCUCGGAUCGGAAAAGGCCUGGCACGACAGAAAAUCAUACAUAGAAUCAUGGUGGAGACCAAACACAACAAAAGGGUUUCUAUACCUAGACAAACCCCCCACCGGAAACCUCCUCCCGUGGCCUGAAACCUCGCCGCCGUACAGAAUCUCCGACGACCUAACCGAGUUCUUGAAACAGAACAAACCUAAAGCUCCGAUCAUGAUCCGCAUGGUCCAUGCAAUAAUGGAGAUCUUCAGAGAGAUAAACGAAAAAAACAACGACAACCUUGAUAUAAGAUGGUUUGUAAUGGGAGACGAUGAUUCGGUGUUUUUUGUCGAUAACAUUGUCGAUGUUCUUGCGGAAUACGAUCAUACGAAGUAUUACUACAUCGGGGGGCAGUCGGAGUUUGUGCUGUCGAAUUAUUGGUUUUCGUUCCAGCAAGGGUUUGGUGGGGCCGGGUUCAUGUUGAGUUAUCGAUUGGUGAAAGCUUUGGCUAUGGGUAUGGAGAAUUGUCUGAGGAGAUAUGCUUACUUGAGGUCUGCUGAUUAUAUUACUAUGGUCUGCAUUUCUGAUAUUGGCGUCAAUCUCUCCCCCAACAAGGGCAUUCAUCAGAUUGAUUUACAUGGCGAUAUAUCGGGUUUACUGUCAUCUCAUCCAAAAUCACCGCUAAUAUCUCUCCACCACCUCGACAAGAUGAAGCCAAUAUUCCCCAACAUGGACAGCUUCGAGUCCACGCGCCACCUCAUGAAGGCGGCGGCGGCCGACCAGACGCGGAUGUUGCAGCAGACCAUCUGCCACCACCGGGGAAGCAACUGGACGUUCUCCGUUUCGUGGGGCUACUCCGCCCACAUAUACGAGAGAGUCAUGCCCAGGAAUUAUCUGCAGAAGCCCAUUGAAACGUUCAAACCCUGGGUCGGAACUCCGGAGACGCAUCGGCCGUUUUACAUGUUCAAUACGAGGCUGCCGUCCGAUGACCCCUGCGAAAAGCCGCAUGUUUUCUUUUUUAAAGGAGUUGAGAAGGCCUCGUCGUCGUCGGAGAUUCUUACAACCUAUUCUAGGGCGGCGCCUCGUGGGCUGGGGCCGUGUUCGGAUAGUCCGAAUGCGGAGUUUGUGUCCGAGAUUCGUGUCUUUUCCCCGGCGACGAAGCGUGAAGAGAUGGAUCGAUGCGAAUGUUGCGACAUUGUUGGUGUUGAUGGUGGCAAGGCGGAGCUCAGAUUUAGGGAGUGUUUGGAUGAUGAGAUUAUUGCUUAA
Molecule: messenger RNA, 1446 nt
Organism: Erythranthe guttata (spotted monkey flower)
Lineage: Eukaryota; Viridiplantae; Streptophyta; Magnoliopsida; Lamiales; Phrymaceae
Source: RefSeq, a predicted model, not a curated record